This is a messenger RNA of Aspergillus ochraceoroseus IBT 24754, 3525 nucleotides long. RefSeq names its product TMCO4 family protein. NCBI's taxonomy places the organism in Eukaryota, Fungi, Ascomycota, Eurotiomycetes, Eurotiales, Aspergillaceae. The transcript is spliced from 2 exons. The record is from RefSeq and is a predicted model, not a curated record. The coding region runs from base 1 to 3525 and encodes 1174 amino acids.
AUGACCCCAGCCUCAGGUGCCGCUGUUAACCACCCUGGCGACACCCCUGUCGAUCAGCCACUUUCUGCCUCGCAAAACUCGGACAAUUCCCACCCAUCGACUCUAAGGAAUACUCUCGAUCUAUCCGGUAGCGGUAACCACCAGAAGGAGAAUGUCAAUCCGCUCCGGGGGCCAGGAGAUAAGCUGGCUACGGACCAUGGUCAGGAUGCGGGACCGCCAUUGCAGCAGGACUUAGAUGAUUUUGGGCUUCCGAUUCGCUCACGAUUUAACGUGGAACAGCAAACAAUUGAGUCAAAUGAGGACAAUGAUCAAUUUCAUGAUGUUCCGGAGAGCGUUUCUGCGUCGGAGAAUAAAGGGCAGCUGAGGGAGCAGAAGGACCAGGCAGAAAUUGUGAAGGAAGCACCGUCUUGUCAUGAAACACCUAUGAAGGAGCAACAGGACGAAGUGGCGCCGCACUCUCCAACACCUGAGCCAUCCCAACGUAACAUGCCGGCCGGGAGCGAAGUAACCGUGUCGAUAAAGAAAAACCACACACCCGAUAGUCCAUUACCAAACCCCGAAGAUGGACCGCCCCCGGCCUAUACGGAAAAGCCAGACCAAGUCAAUAGCCGUGACUCUACUUUCUCGCAUCCGCAGAAGCCCCACAAGAACCUACCAGUGUCAGAGUGGUCACAUCAACGACUUUACGAAUCCAAGCACGAAGAAAAUGACGAAGAAGAGGAAAGCGAUGAUGGCGGUUGGAAGGAAAUGCCUGCUCUCGGUGAGUUUGACUACUACGAUGAUUACGGUCGACUAGUCGCCCGUGGAGCCAAAGACGACGGCGACGAAGCGGUUUACAGUGGUCUGGGAGGCGCUGGAAAGGGAUAUACUCGGGUAAAACUUGGUGAUGAUGAUGCUACAUCUAUCAAUAGUCUGGAUGAAGAUACAAGCUACCUUUUCAAAGAAUCUGCUGCCACUGCCGCAGGAUACGAGGCGGAGGAGCUCCGUGAUUCUUCGAGCCAGCUACAGGCCACGAAAGACCUCUUGACCGAAAGCCAAAGGAUAGCGUAUGUCGGAGUGACGCGCCUGACCAUUUAUCAAAUGGUAUCGGAGUUGGAGAAAAUACUCGCGAGCAAAUCUAUUCGCAAACACAAGCAGAAAGCAAUAGAUUCAAUGCGCGGUUGGGGCCAGGCAAUGAUGGCUAGGCUGUACGCUCAUAUGGACAUUAACACGGCCGAGCAAGUGAUGAUUGAGCAGCUCGCUGAACAUGGCGUUCAGCCUGGUGAUCUUGUCCCUCCGCUCAUGCAUAAUGCUCGGGUCAAAAAUCCCUUGGCGGAAGAGAGCGACUUGCCUAAGAAAUCUGUUUCCUCGUCGACCUUAAGCAACUGGAAGGAUGGGAAUCGAGACAGCUUAUCUACUGAAGCCGAUCGGUCCUCUGAGCCCAUGUCUCCCCCGCCUUAUAAUGUCCACGAGGAUGUUCCCGAAGUCCACACUCCAUCUCAGCUACCUACUUCCUCUAAAAUUGACAUUGAUAUCCGAUGGACCGUUCUCUGUGACCUCUUCCUUGUUCUCAUUUCCGACGCAAACUACGACUCGCGAUCGCGCGUCCUGUUGGAAAAAGUUGGAGCUUCCAUGGAAGUUUCCUGGCUCCAGAUUUGCAAAUUUGAAAAACGUGUCCUCGAUGCUUUAGAAAUGCAAGAAGCCGCAGACAAGGAAACCUGGGACGAGUCAGAACAUAUGGAAAAACGCCGAAAGUCGGCACUUACACGAAAGUACAUGAUCAUGGGCUUGGCCACUGUUGGCGGAGGUAUAGUUAUUGGCCUUUCUGCCGGACUCCUUGCUCCAGUUAUUGGUGCUGGCCUGGCGGCAGGUUUUACUACAAUUGGAGUUGGCGGAACCAGUGCCUUCUUAGGAGGAGCUGGCGGUACGGCUCUUAUUGCGUCUGGUGCUACUAUCACCGGUAGCACAAUUGGCUUGAGGGCCUCUCAUAGGCGAACUGGAGCCGUCCAGACCUUUGAGUAUCGCCCUCUGCACAACAACAAAAGGUUCAAUCUGAUUGUUACUGUCUCUGGGUGGAUGACCGGAAACGUUGAUGACGUCCGGUUACCGUACAGUACCGUAGAUCCAAUCAUGGGAGAUUUAUACUCUGUUUUGUGGGAGCCAGAGAUGCUCAAGAGUAUGGGAGAAACCAUUAAUAUCCUGGCCACGGAGGCUUUGACCCAGGGAUUACAGCAAGUACUUGGAAGUACCAUUCUCACGGCUCUUAUGGCAUCCUUACAGCUGCCUAUCGUUCUCACCAAACUUUCUUAUCUUAUUGAUAACCCGUGGAACGUCUCGCUCGCACGCGCAACAUCUGCUGGUCUUAUUCUUGCCGAUUCUUUGAUAGAUCGUAACCUAGGAAAGCGCCCCGUCACAUUACUAGGCUACUCCCUAGGUUCAAGGGUUAUAUUCUCCUGUCUCAAGGAGCUUGCAGACAAAGGCGCUCACGGGCUCGUUCAGAACGUCUAUCUCUUCGGGUCACCGGUGGUGGCUAAUAAAGAAGAAUACUCCAAGGCCCGUGGAGUGGUUUCUGGCCGGUUUGUGAACGGAUACGCCUCCAAUGACUGGAUCUUGGGGUACUUGUUCCGUGCCACGAGCGGAGGUAUUAUGCGAGUGGCUGGACUGGCCCCAGUCGAAGGCAUUCCGGGCCUUGAGAAUAUUGAUGUCACUAAACUUGUGAAUGGCCACAUGGACUAUCGUGCAGCAAUACCUCGUCUGCUGAAGUCAGUUGGUUGGGAGGUGUUGAGUGAGGAAUUUGCGGAAAUCGAAGACCCGGACCCAGAGAAUCAUAACGAGCGACAGAGAGAGCUCAUUCGUGAGAUUGAUCAAGCUCGUCGAGAUGCAGAGGCCAAGCCCGAUAAGAAACGAUUCGGCCUAUUCAAACGUGGAAAACUGGCCCAGAAGAAAGCUUGGGAGUCGUAUGAAGUCGAUAAAUCCGAAUCUCCGCAUCGCGGCUCGACCGAUGACAACGCCACAGGAAGUGUGCUGUUCGAUAUAGAUGCCAUCAGGGCUGAACUGGCCUCCGAAAUGAUUGAAGUCAAGCAGCUCGAAUCUACCCUACCCCCUAUGAAGCUGGAUUUUAAUCCGCCGUCAACCACAUCACCUGAUACUCCAGUUUCUGGGAACGAUAAAAGCUGCAAGGCUAGUGAACGAUCGCCGGCUCCACCUCAGUCACCUCCAGUAGCUUCUAAACCCGGUCGUAGUCCCGCGCGGGACACGUACUCACCUCCGCCCAGGGACGAAGAAGACGAAGAAGAAGAAGAAGAAGUGCAAAUGACGUUUGAUACUUCGUACCACGAACCGCCGCCGCGCUCGUUAUCUUCCUUCGAACCGGCGACGCAUACCCGCUACAACUCCUUUCCCUCUCGACCCGUGCUUCGGUCUUCAGUAACAACUCCCGAUAACAUAGGGACUAGCGCAGUAGGCGCAAUGGGUGCGAUGGAUUUUGAAAGAAACGCCUGGGCUGAUAAUGGCGGGGAAGAUGAAAUCCAGAUGACUUUUGAGUGA